This is a messenger RNA of Vanessa atalanta (red admiral), 2277 nucleotides long. RefSeq names its product Kv channel-interacting protein 4-like. The record is from RefSeq and is a predicted model, not a curated record. The transcript has 8 exons. Lineage: Eukaryota; Metazoa; Arthropoda; Insecta; Lepidoptera; Nymphalidae. Gene Ontology annotation, molecular function: calcium ion binding. Bases 1 to 1182 code for a protein of 393 amino acids.
AUGGAAACAGUCUGGGUCCGCAACACGGCGUCGUCGGUGGACGGCCGAGCGGGUGCGGGCGAGGCGGAGGCGCCGCCCGCACCCGACGCGGAGGCGCCAGCGCGCCGCCGACGACACCGCCCGCUCUACCGCCGCCUGUUCCACUAUUUCCGCACCGCGUGGACUGGCGUCAAGUUUGCUCUAGUGUGUCCUAAUAUAAACACGGCGUUUAAAAAUUAUAAACAAGCUCAAAGUGCUCAAGCAAGACCGCUACAUGUAGAAGGAAAAGAAAUUAACAAAAAUGUAGCUAAUACUGAUCACAAGUUGGACAGUGCCACCAAAUUAAAUUUAUUGAGUGAUAAUAUAUAUCGACCGACUUUAGAAAUAUUAAACGAAGUGAAAGUACACAAAUCGAAUUUGGUUAAAAGUAAAAAGUUAGAAAAGGGGAACAAAGGGAAGACUGCAAAGAAAAGAGUUAGAUUUGAAGAUACCGAAUUGGAACCUAAACAGAUUUCGUUCAGAGAGCGUCUUGUUCAGUUCUUUCAUUGCAUUUGGACGUGUACGAGGACGACGGUUAAAAUUGUUUUGAGUCUCACAGCGCGGUCCGAAAAUUCAGAGCUCGAGGAGUUGGGUGAGCAACUGCCUCGGUACCGCCCGGACUCGAUCGCAGCAUUGCGUCGAGCCACGCGCUUCACAGAACCGGAGCUGAAGAGAUUGUACCGAGGUUUCAAGGCAGAAUGUCCGACGGGCGUAGUGAAGGAAGAAACUUUCAAGCUCAUAUACUCGCAAUUUUUCCCACAAGGAGCCAACACUGCACAAUAUGCCCACUUUGUUUUUAAUACACUGGACCAAGAUCGAAGUGGGUUGUUAAGUUUUGAGGAGUUCGUAACUGGCCUGUCCAUUCUUUCAAGAGGAACAUUAGAAGAGAAAUUGCGAUGGACGUUCUCACUGUAUGAUAUAAAUGGCGAUGGAUAUAUCACGAAGGAAGAAAUGACUGAAAUUGUAAAUGCAAUUUACGACCUCAUGGGUAAAAUCGUAGAACCUAUGAUUGAUGACGAAGUUGUGCGAGAAAAAGUCGAGAGACUAUUCCAGAAAAUGGAUUUGAACCGCGACGGCGUGUUGACUAUGGACGAGUUCCUGGACUGCUGCCUGCGAGACGAAGACAUCACGCGCUCCAUGGGCGUGUUCGACAGCAACUUCUGACGCGCCGCGGUCGCGCGCCGGCACUAGCGCGCUCGCACACGCGCCUCGGCCGCGGUCGUGUAGCGUGGGAAGGGUACAGGCAAAAAAACAAGGAUUGUGAAUUUCAAAGACUUACUCUAAACUUACUCGUUGACAGCUAAUAAUUAUAAUACUAAUUUUUCUAUUUAAAAAGUAGGUAUAUAUUAAAAUAAUAGUAAUCAAUAAUUGUAUAAAUAUCAUUAUUACAUCCCUGGUGAAUUUAAAUAUUCUUGGUUGAUUAGUCGGUUAAAUUCAUUACGUGUUUUCUCUUUUCAGAGAACAGUAUCCUUAUUUGUUUUUGAAGAAAAUAAGUCAUCGAGAUUGAAAAUGCUAUAAUAACUAAUAGUGACGCCAUUAUUCAAACUAAAGAGACAUUGCCGGUUUCUUGCCUGUACCCUUCGUUUGUCAAAUACUACGAAUCUCUAAUGAAAUAGAGUCAAAAAUCUGCCCUUUGAUUAUAUAUCGAAGGAACGCGCUUUACUGGAAUUCAAUUUUUAAACUUUCGAAUUAUUACGAGAUAAUUAUAGAUAAAUGUUUCUAAAGGUGUGAAUCCGACGACAUUGCUGCUUGACUCGUUACAAUUAUUGUUACUUGUUAGACUUUGUAAAAGGAAGGGUUCGCCUUUAAUUACAUAAAAAAUAGUAAUAGUAGUCACGAGUAUGGAAAGAUAAAUGGGAAACAAUAAAAUCGAUAUUUUUAAUUAGCCUUAUAGAAAUAAAAGCAAAAUUCGAGCUCGGAGAACUGUAAAUCUUAAAAUUUUCUAUAUCGUAGUUUAACAUUAUAAAUGUCUUCUCCUAUAGAUAUCUAUUUUCACUAGAUCCCUAUUACAAAUUAAUUAAUAGAGAAAUCGAUGGAAAGAAUAUUAAUAUACUUAUGCCUGUCUAGUAUCUACAAGUACGUUUUCUAUCUCUUUCGUGUAAAUGUUGAAACAAUAAGAUUAGAGUGAAGGAAACUAUACUUUUAGUUCAAUAAUAUUUUAUACAAUUAAGUGUCCAUAAUGAAUGUGUAGGAAUGCCAUCAACUAAGUCAAUGGCUGUGUAAAUCGUAGAUAUGUCUGUAAUAAAUCGUGUAGAUAGA